Messenger RNA from Colletotrichum scovillei, 1662 nucleotides. Its product is annotated as cytochrome p450. The coding region runs from base 1 to 1662 and encodes 553 amino acids. The transcript is spliced from 14 exons. Gene Ontology annotation, molecular function: oxidoreductase activity, acting on paired donors, with incorporation or reduction of molecular oxygen; iron ion binding; heme binding. The record is from RefSeq and is a predicted model, not a curated record. NCBI's taxonomy places the organism in Eukaryota, Fungi, Ascomycota, Sordariomycetes, Glomerellales, Glomerellaceae.
AUGGGCUCAUUCAUCACCAAUGCCAUGCAGGCACUCUCCUCCCGCAUCGUGAACGCUGUAACUUCCAACCCGACAGCCUCUCUGAUCUACGUCAUCCUCACGACGACAGUGGCCCUAUCUCUCUGGACGAAAACGACGAGUGGAGCAAGCGGGCUACCUUUACCGCCUCAACCGCCCUCAAAGCCGAUUCUGGGCCACUUGACGGAUUUGAUCAGAGAGAAUAAAGCGCGGCGAUGGCACUUGAAGCUGGAAGGGUGGGCGAGGGAAUUUGGCCCUAUUUUUGGGGUGAGGACGGGGUAUAUUGUUGAUUAUUAUAUCAAUUCUGAUGUUCUCGUCAAGGAGCUUUUCGAUAAAAAGUCCGCGGUAACGGCGGAUCGACCCGUAUGGAUCAUGUCGAAUGAGAUAUUGAACAAUGGGUUUAAUACAUUAUUCUUAGAUGCGAGUGAUCCAACUUGGAAGAACCAGAGGAAGGUGAUUCAGCAGCUUCUCACGAGCCCCCAACAAGCGGGGAAGAUUGUGCCGUUUCUAGAAUACGAGACAAUGAGGUUCCUUCGCGAUAACGUUCUCGAAACGUCAGGCGGACUCUCGGGGCGUCAGCUCUUGAGAGGUAUUGAGAGGUAUACGUAUAGCGCAUUCGCGAUGGUGAUUAUGGGCAUGGAUGUGUCCGACGCAAACGACUGGGUUAUCGACUUUCUCCAAGAAUCGGAAUAUCAAAUUAUAAAUACCUUCCCCGGCGCCAAUAUCAUCGAUCUCAUCCCUUCUUUGGGAAACUUACCUCUCUUUCUCAAGCCCUGGGAGAGACAUGGGCGCGCAAGAUACAGACGUGACCUCUCAUGGGGAAUGAGACGAGUCAAGACUGUCGAAGAGGCAAUGAAAAGCGGAGAUACCUCCUUCGACGGGACCUUUCUGGGUGCUGCUCUAGCCGAUGAUAAUACAAAGGGCAUGUCUUGUAAGGAAGAGCUCGCGAUUUUAAGCACUGCUUUGAUUGUUGCUUCAGCAGAUACUCCGGAUGACGACGUGGUCUUUCACAAGGUUGUCGGCGAUAGACCACCAACAUACGAAGACUAUGCGCGAAUUCCAUACAUCCGCAUGCUCCUCAAGGAAGUAUGGCGGUGGAGGCCACCGGUGGCGCUAGGCCAUCCUCACAUCACCUCACGGGAGGUGGAGGUUGGGGAAUACAGGCUUCCCAAGGGGGCACGAAUUCAUCUUAACGCAUAUGCGAUCAGUCGAGAUCCCGUGAGACACGAAGAUCCUGAUCGGUUUUGGCCGGAGAGGUUUGAGGAUGACGAGACUACUACGAUGGAAAGCAUCAAUGCGCAGGACCCGACAAAGAGAGACCACUUUGCCUUCGGCGCCGGUCGUCGCGUUUGCCCCGGAUACACCGUCGCAGAACGUUCCGCCGUCGUAACAAUGAUGCGUAUCCUCUGGGCAUUCAAAAUCUUGCCUGCCGAGGGAGCCAAAACGCCGUUGAAAUUUGCCGAUUACGCUGAUUCGUUGCCUGGAAACCCGGGGAAGAAUAUGCCUGUGAGAUUUCAAUGUCGGAGUGAGGAGAGGAAGCGUGCGAUUCUGAAGGCUUUCGAGGAGAUGGAGAGUGGAAGGGGCAAGAAGAUCGCAUUGAAUUUGGGCGAGUCAUCGAUUCCUGAUGUUUCUACUUUUCUUUGA